Drosophila elegans is the source of this 903-nucleotide messenger RNA. Its product is annotated as circadian clock-controlled protein daywake-like. The coding region runs from base 47 to 808 and encodes 253 amino acids. The record is from RefSeq and is a predicted model, not a curated record. Lineage: Eukaryota; Metazoa; Arthropoda; Insecta; Diptera; Drosophilidae. The transcript is spliced from 3 exons.
UGCCAACACACGCUUACACUUUGAGCUUUUCAUCUAACAAGGCAAAAUGUGGGCUUGUUUCAUAACGAUCAUAGGUCUGCUGCAACUGGUUGCCAUUCGGAGAUGUGAAGCACUGGACGUAACCAAGUACACUAAGAGAUGUCACUACGGAGAAUCCAAAUGUAUCAUUCAGAGUAUGAACCAAGUCAUAAAGAGUUAUCCAAAGGACAUCCCGGUUUUGGGCUUGAAACCCAUCGAAAUUGUCGACAUAAAGGACUUUAAAAUUUGGAAAGACGUGGACAUUGGCGCCGUGUGGUUCAAAUUCCGGAUGUACGACCAGCAGAACUACGGAUUUGAAAACACAACGAUCACCGAAGUCAGAGGCUUUGGCAGGGAUCCUACUUCGUCCUUGGUGGAGAUUCAUGGCGAGAUUCCCCGACUCGUGCACAAAGGAAAGUACGUAGUCAACGGGAAGAUUUUGUUUAUAGAGACGAAUUCCAUGGGCGAAUCGGUGUCUGAUUUUCAAAACUUUAAGUUCUUUCUCAAGCUUAAAGUCCUCAUUGAGUAUCGGAACAAUAAGAGAUAUCUGAGGGUGCACCAGCUAGUGCCACGGCUUAAAUUGGAUCGUUGGAUUAUCGGGCUGGACGACUUCUACGUUGAAAACUCCGACUUAACUAUAGCCGUUAAUGAAGUUAUCAAUAAGAAUUGGGUGGAGUUCUGGAACGAACUGGAGCCGUCGAUUUUGGAAGUUUUUCAAAGUGUUUUCACUAAUCUUAUUGAAGAUGUAUUCCAAAAGGUACCAUAUGACGAUCUUUUCAUCGAAAAUUAGUAGCUUAUAAAGUUAAAAUAAGGCCAUAUCAAUUUAAUUGAUUUUAUAAUUUUUUUAAGCAAGUUCCUAUUAAAUAAAAAGUUUAAAAAAUCCUA